Leguminivora glycinivorella is the source of this 2262-nucleotide messenger RNA. RefSeq names its product coiled-coil-helix-coiled-coil-helix domain-containing protein 10, mitochondrial-like. The transcript is spliced from 4 exons. The record is from RefSeq and is a predicted model, not a curated record. Bases 135 to 524 code for a protein of 129 amino acids. Gene Ontology annotation, biological process: mitochondrion organization. Gene Ontology annotation, cellular component: mitochondrion; nucleus. Lineage: Eukaryota; Metazoa; Arthropoda; Insecta; Lepidoptera; Tortricidae.
CACUAACGUCAGAUUCAAGGAAUUAAAAUUAAUAACAAUGGGUUUAUUUUUGUUAAAAUAAUACAAAUAAAUAAAAAUGGGCUUUGCAUAACAUUUCAUCCCUGAAAAACCACAACAAGUCAUCCCUGAAAAAUAUGUCUCGUAGAGGAGGCGGCAGCCGUAGUCCGCGGUCAUCAUACUCCAGGUCCGAAAGGUCAGCGCCGUCCCGGUCGCCACCGAUGAUCGUCCAGCCGCAACGGUCGGUGUUCCGCGAUGCUGCCGCAGUGGCUGGUGGCGUUACUGUCGGUACUACCAUGGGUCACUUAGCCGGUGAGGCCAUAAGCGGCCUGUUCGGCGGUCGCCGGCGCCAGGAGGUUGCAGAGGCUUUACCCCGAGACUACUCUAUGAAUCAAGCGCCGUCCGGUCCCUGCGCCUACGAGAUUGCCACAUUCCUCAACUGUGCGGCCGACCAUCAGGACCUGGGGGAAUGCGCGGCUUUCCAUGAGGCGCUUAAGCAGUGCAAGAAGAGACAUGGUCUAAACUGAAGCCGGGCGACAUACUUCUGCAUCUAUCCAUCGACUAAGCUAAAACCAAAAUCACCAGAUCAGUUUUAAUGAAUUAUACCGAAUAAAAAUAGCUCAAUAAAAAAAUACUAUCUAUACCUUUUCCGUGAUUUCGUAUCUUCAGUUUGAUUUCGUUUUUAUAGUGUGAUAGGAAUAAAACAAAAUAUUUACAGUGUGUAUAUAAAACUUAAUAUUUAUUUACACGAAGUACAUAUAAUAUGUUGUGACAUUUUGUUGCAUAAAUAAAAAUAUUUUCGCUUCAAUUCAAAAUAAACUUAAUAGGUUUCUUUUUGGGAUAACAAUAAACUAUUCGAGAUAUAUCGGUUCCAGGAUCCUGUUUAUAUAAAUAUUAACUUAAUAUAAACACUAUUCGAUUCAAACCUCACGUAAAGAUCUGCAAGUUUUUAAUAAAAAAUAUAAACACGGAUUACGUGAGCUGAGAAACUAUUUUAUUUACAUUAAUGUAAUUAAAUUUAUUUCUGUACAAGUUUUGUAAUAAGAAAAUCAGAUAUUUUACAAUUUGGCACAUUGAAUACUUCGGAGAGGGGUAUGGGUGUGGGGGAUAGUUCGGCGUCUAAUAUAAUGCCUGAUUCAUUCUUUGGAUUUGACUGUACCUUUAGCACAGAGGACAGAGUUGAUCGAUGAUACCCAGUAUACGCUGCUUUAAUACUGUUGUCAUAAAGAGGACUUCAUUUGUUUUGACUUUUUGAGCACCGUGGCCGUUUCGAUAUAAGUAAUAGGGUUGUACGUUAUACUAGUUCUGUAGCUGUAGCAUAAUGGGACAUUUUCCUCGUCCUCUGUGCCCUUAGCUCGCGAGAGCCAUUUGCGCAGAUCCUUGACUUACUGCCGAGUACUCAAACGAACCAAUACACGAUACAUAACUACUAGAAAUCUAACUUGUACUGCUUUGCUUGUGUUACUCGUAGUGAGAAGGGAAUAACAGCUUAGAGGACCUAAUCAAGAUAACAGUUCUUCGCAGCGAAAACGAAACGCAAUGUCUCUAUAGCACUAAUAUCAAAAAGACAAUAUUGUUUUCUAUAGUUUUCGCUAACAAUUGUCAUUAUGGCUAGGCUCCAGGUAUUUAGGUGUAGGUACUGACCGCUAACAACUACUUAGCGACUAACAUUAACCAACAUGAUAAAUCAAAUUACGUACAAAACGUCAAGCCGCUUCAGGCUUGGACAAGCCCAAAAAGGGUCAAAAGUUACUACAAAAGUCAGGCACAUUGUAAAGUGACCUAGCAAAAUGUACUGGCUCUAAUGCUUCAAACAUGAGUAACAGGUAAAAGUGUAACAUUAUUCAUAGAGGGCUUACCGCAAAACAGUCGAAAUUUCGUUUUAAGUUUCACAUUGGAAAGAUAAAGUUCGUUUUUCGUGGUAGGUCCUCUGAUUUGUAAUGUUUAAUUAUCGUUUAGAUUUGCAAGUACAAAAACAAUUUUUAGUUUUCGUGAAACAAAGAAAACGGCAUUAAAUAACAGUGAAAGAUUCGUUCGAUUGUCGUACGUUCGCCUUAAUCACUAAAAUUUAACUAAAGUAUACUUUAACGCUUAAGCUAAAUCAGUCUAAUUCUUAAAGCGACAUUAAUCAUAUGUCCAACAAUAAAUCUUGAACGAAUGCUUCAAUCACCACACUGGAAAUUCAUAAGGCCACUAGGUUCAAUAGUUUACAAUUUUAUUUUUAACUUACGUAUUCGUAACCCGGAGAAUAUUAUAAUUUUACAA